This is a messenger RNA of Racocetra fulgida, 360 nucleotides long. The record is from the annotation of a GenBank genome assembly. NCBI's taxonomy places the organism in Eukaryota, Fungi, Glomeromycota, Glomeromycetes, Diversisporales, Gigasporaceae.
AUUCACAAAGUUCUUGAUACUCGUACAAUCCAUGAUUUAUCUCAACAAGAGGUUGAAGUAUACAGAGAUGAAAUUGGCACUAAUAGGAUUGAGUUAAUGACAUUGAGAAUCAACCAUAAUAUCAGGAAUGGUGCUGAGUUUAAUGUUAAUGCAAAAAUUUAUGCCGAAAUCAAUAUCGAUACCAUACUCAUCGAUGAAUAUAAUUUUAUCGCUAAUACUGGCAAUCAAUCUGAAGCAACUAUUUUAAAUAUUAACAACAAUAACAUGCCGGCUCACGUUGUUAAUAGAGUCUAUGUUGUAUUCUCCGUAUCUAAGAUUGAUUAUGAUGAACAAAGUGAUGAUUAUAUUGUGUUGGAAACU